Molecule: messenger RNA, 4483 nt
Organism: Betta splendens (Siamese fighting fish)
Lineage: Eukaryota; Metazoa; Chordata; Actinopteri; Anabantiformes; Osphronemidae
Product: sterile alpha motif domain-containing protein 9-like
Exons: 7
Coding region: 619-3630 (1003 amino acids)
Cellular component (GO): cytoplasm
Molecular function (GO): protein binding
Source: RefSeq, a predicted model, not a curated record
GUGUAGGCUUAAACCAAGAUAAAAUGCCCUGAAUACUUUAGUACAUGACAUAACCUUUACUGAUGCUAUACACAAGAAAGGUUUAAUCAUGUCUCGCAUUUUGUAAAAUAUUCUUUAUUAUUUAUUCAAAUACAUCACACCACAUAUAUAAUCAUAUGUAAUCUGACGUAAAUGGCUUCCAUAGUAAAUACAACUUAAACAUUGAUGCACACUAAUAAGCUAACCAUAAACAGUAAAGUGCUAUAAUAGGCACAGAAGCCUCUGCUUUAUGAAUAAUGACUUAAUGCUUAUGCUCACAUAGAGAACGUUGCUCAGGAUUAAAUGAUGUCAGUCAGGAAGAGACUGAGGGAAUGUUUUUCUAUCAAUUAGAAUGAAUAGAAACUGCAUUACCGCACCUACUACCUACCAACCACCAACAACAAACAAAUCGGUUCAUUUUAAACAUUUUCCACCCACUCAUCUUGGGUGUGGCUUAUCACUUUAUUACUACCAACCACGCUCCAGGGAGUAAACAUACUCUAGUUGUCAGUGUACUACUGAAUACUGUAGACGCUCAUAGAACUUCAGGGACGUCAGCAUUAAAUCAAAAGAGCAUAUUCCAGAAAGUGAAAGCCAAAUAUGGCAAAUGGACCGGGCCUGUCCACUGCUAACGGAGGGGAAGUUUAUGUGGGGAGUGAAAUACAGGACUCUCCUGCUCUGUUGGAUGUUCUCUACGCGAACCACUUUGAAGGACAGCGUUUCGCUCCAGAACUUAUUAAGCAGACGGAGGAGAACUUCUACAGAGGAGCACCACCUCUGUGGUUAAACUUUCACAUCAGUGAACAGGCUGAGUCAGACGGCACAAGGACUCCGCUCAUCAAACGAGAUGGAUAUGACACAUUAAAACAACAAAUUAAGCAAAAAAAAAAUCACCCUGGAAUAUCAACCGUCAAGCUGUUCCACCAGCCGGGAUGUGGGGGCACGACACUGGCCAUGCAGGUGCUGUGGGAUCUGCGAAAAACCUUCCGAUGUGCUGUUUUAGAAGACUCAACCUCAGACAUGAAAAGUGUUGCAAAGGCCGUGGUCCAGCUCUUCACAGCCGGCAGUCGAGACGUCCAGAACACAGUCCUGCUUCUACUGAACAACGAGCAGAUUCUGGAUCAUUUAGAAGAGAGCAUUAAGGAAGUGAUUGCUGAACAGCGGGUAGUUCCUAAAAUGCCUGUGCUGGUUUUAUUCUGCUGCGUGAGAAAGAACGCAGUUCGACAGGUUAACUACGUUUUCCUUGAAAAAAGUCUCUCAGGGAGAGAGAUGAAAAAGUUCAAUGAGAAAAAGAACGAGCUGAGCCAACAGUACCCUAAUCGGCACCAGCAAUUUCAUGGCUUUAACAUCCUUCAAACAAACUUCUCUAAGGACUAUGCCAGAGAAGUGAGCACUGUAUUUACAAAGCUCCUAAACGCAAAGCGAAAACUAAGGUCCCAGCUGGCUGCCUUCCUGGCUCUGCUGAACACCUACGUACCAGGUUCGUAUCUCAUGGAGUCCCAGUGUCUGGAGUUCUUCCAACACUAUGACUCUAACCACAAGGGCACUUAUCUGCAGACCAGAAUGAAACCAUUUAGUGAUUUAAUCGUCACUUUCACACAAAAUACAAGUCCUAAAAAACUAGUUCGACUGGCUAAUCCUAUAAUAGCAGAGCAAUGUGUUGAAGUGAUGGCAGAGGAAGGGGUAACCAGAAGUGGCACAGCAAGAAACUUCAUUACCUAUUUCUGCAGAGCUGGGGUUCCUCCAUUUUUGCUAGAUUUUAUUAAAGUCAUGCUAACAAAAAGAGAAGAAAAGGAGGAAGGGGAAGGGGAAGAAGAGCAUGAGAUUAAAGAAAAAAGGUUUUCAAGACUAAUUCUAGAUAUUCUAAAGUUUGAGGGUAAACCCAUAAGUGCAAAAGUGUUGGAAGUAGCUGCAAAGAAAAUAGCAUACCCAAACGGAAAGAAAAAUCUGUUUUUUCCACAGGCACUUGCUCGUCUUUACUACAUAGAAAUAAAAAAUUACAUUCAGGCAGAAAGGUGGGCAAAAGAAGCAAAGAAAAGAGAUCCGGGAAACUCAUUCAUUGCUGACACACUGGGACAGGUCUAUAAGAAUCAUCUGAAAAACAGAGCAAGAGAGAGUACUGCCACACAGAGAGAAAUAUUGAAACUGGCUACAAAGGCCAUCAAAGCUUUCAAAGAUGCAGAACUACUUGCUGAAAGUGAAAGUGGGACAGACAUGAAAGCUGAUGGUGUCCAAGUCUCACAUUUCUACAAUGCCCGAUGUCAGUUUGGUUACUUGCAGGUUUGUAUAAUUCUGUAUUACAGUCUUGUCGAUCAGAAUGAAAUCUGGGAAGAGGUGCUCACAAAGAAAGUGCCCUUGGGUUCUGUCCUGAGAUCACUUGGAGACAACAAACUGUUCCGAUUUAAGAAACUGAUAGAACAGCUCAGAGAUGACGUGAAGGAGAAGUGUGAAUUUUUAAAUACCUUUCUAACGUAUUCAAAGCCCAGUCUCCAAAAAAAGGAUCCAUCAGACUGCCAGAGAACUGUGACGACAUGUUACCGCAUCUAUGUUGAACGUCCAGAACCUGACCUUGUAAUGGAAAUCAAGGACAAACUCAGAGAUGACAAUGAAGAGGCAGCAGAAGAUGCAGAGUCCCCAGAGUCUUGCCUUGCUGCAGUCCUGAAGGAAUGGUCAAUGGACAACCAAGACAAUUCUCCAAACCUAAAGCCACUAAUUCAGAAGACUAAACAUUCUUAUGAGGCUGCAUUUGGAAAGUACUUCAGAUCAAGAUAUCUAUGUCCUUUAUUUUACCUUGGUAGAGAAAUUGUUCCAGCAAACACUAUACACGGUUUGGUGGAAAAUCAGGACAAAACAGAAAAGUUCAUCAACUACAUGAUCAACAAAGACAGGAUCUUUAGAGAUGUGAGAGUCCAACAACAACUCUUCAAAUGUGAAGGAAGGGUUGAAAACUACAGAAUAAUUACCAAUGUUGGAGGUUGUGACAUAAGGAUGAAAGCCAACAUGCAAGAAAGCACCUGGGUUCCACGCCAGGUUUCCUUUUACAUUGGAUUCACCAUCAGUGGUCCAGUAGCUUUUGGCAUCCAAACCAAGCCAGAUGGACGUCCAAGCACCAGAGAGGCCAGUAAUAGUCCAGAAAACACCAGGCCAUGGGUCAAAGUCAAACCUAAAGACACAACAAGAAGCAAUGUCAAAACCUACAGCUUGCAGUGUGAAGCAGGAAGGUUCCAAUGCACCGUGUCAGAUCUACGCUGGGUUUGUAGUAGAAAAGUCAGCUUCGCAUACCAGUUUAAAUCUUGGGAAGACCAUGAGCAGAAGCUGAAAGAAGUGUGUUAUAAUCCUGGAGGUCCCCUCCUGGAGAUCAAAGUCACAGAUGGAAAGUUUGAUGAUGUGUAUCUCCCAUACUGGAUCUGUGCCACUUCUGAGAAAUUUGCAGUUUUACAUAGUAAAAAGAAUGGAACCUUCCUAGAACAAGUGUCCGAGGUCGGGCCCUCACAUGUCAGGUUAUUCCACCCCAGUUUCACCACAAAUGGAGUCAUUAUUAAAGAAGACGUAGUAGUGAGAGCAAAGGACAAAAAGGACAACGUACACACACUAGAGAGGAGUACAAAGUAACAUCAUGAAGAAGUAACCGGGAUGGACAGGCAAUGUUCUGGAAAAGUUUUUCCUUUUUCUUCUUUAGUUGCUGUUAGUUCCCUUAGUUAACCCAUGACCUUUGACCUUAGUGCAUGAGCGUGUGUGUGUGUGUGUGUGUGUGUGUGUGUGUGUGUGUGUGUGUGUGUGUGUGUGUGUGUGUGUGUGUGUGUGUGUGUGGUAUAUAUUGAGGGUUGCAUUAAAUUUAAGUAUAAAUGAAUCCAAACUGGUUAAGCCUAAAUACUUACACUAAUCUAUCAAAUCUCAUGUCUGCUUUACUGCUUGAUACAAAAUGUGUUUUGUGUCUUUGUUGUCCAAACACAAAAAAUAUAUAACGAAAUAAAGAGGACCUACCUGAAGGUAAGCAGUUAAAAAAUAUAAGUAAUUUACAUUCACAUUACUUUUUUAUUUGAUGUGCAUAUUCUUCUAUUUGUAUUUGUUUUUGUAAAUUAAUAGUUUAAUAACGUUUAUUUUCCAUUGUUAUGCUUGUUUUAUUUCUGUAAAUUAACUACAAAUAAAAUCAGGAGUGUGUAAAACAGUAAAGUGCUAGGAUGAUAAAAAGAUGAUAACGUAGCGGCCCAAAGUCAGACCUCACUGAUGCCCCUGAGGACGGUAGGAAGUUGUAUUUAAGUGUUAUAUGUGUUAUAGUUACGCAUUAGUAGUGUGGAGGUUUUUAUGUGUGUUUGGAAGUAGUGUUCAUGUCUUGGUAUUGGUCAUGCCAUUGUCUGUUGCGAUAUGUUGUGAUGAUGUGCUGAUCUCAACAAUACAAGUUUUUGGAAGUCAGUUAUGUCAAAUAUUUCUUAACGCUUAAAAAACAAUAAAAUGCAAAACUAUU